UUCUACAACUAGUGAAUGACAAAUUAUUAGGGGAGCUAACUCUGACUUGUAACGCUAUAUCUACAACUAAACCAGUUGAUCACUAUUUACCUAUGAUGUAUAUAUGGUUUAAACAUGGUAUAUAUUAUGAUAAUGGUAGUAUACUGCAAGAUAGAGAUGUUGAUAUAAAUGAUAAAGGAGAUGAUAUAAUCUGUAUAGCUACAGAUGACCCUCAUUGUAAAACUGGUUCUACAUUAAACACAAUUAUCGGGAAUACAAGAUGUAAGGAUGUUCUGGGUUUCUCAGAUAGUUUUAUUCUACAACCAGAAUAUGGACCAUAUGAUCUACAAUUAAUCUAUAAUGAUACAAAUCUAAAACCUGAUGAAGAAAUAAAGAAACGUUUAGGAGAAGAAUUGUCUGUUAAUUGUAUGAGUGAUUGUAAUCCAGCAUGUAAUAUCAGUUGGAAUAAAGAUGGGAAAAUAUUGAGUAAUAAUUCACAACUCAAUCUACCAGAUCUACAAGAAUCCGAUAAUGGAGUUUAUUAUUGUGGACUAUACAAUAUACAUGGUACCAGAUAUAUAUCUUUUAUCCUAGAUCUACAUAUAUUGACAGACCCUGAUUGUUGUCCACCAGCAGAAAACUCAAUGUCAAGUGAUGACGUCGCUUUAGUUGACAUUGGCGAAAGGAUAAUGGUAGUAAGGGAGAUAACUGGGUAUCCUAAACCUUCAAUAGAAAUGGAAUCGAUGAUAUUACCAGUAGGGAUUAGCCGUCAUUACCGAUAUAUAAAUUAUACCCUGGUUAAUACAUCUAAACCCCAUCAUUAUAAUCUUAGUCUUUCUGUAUAUGUUGUUACCAAGCAUUACAUUGGUAAAUAUUGUAUUUACUUAAAGAACAAGUAUGGAGUCGUGCAUGUUUGCCACACACUAAUGCAGGCUACCAAUGGUGUGAUAAAUACUUCGACUGGAAUUAGUAUUGUCCUUUCUAUUAUUGAACCAUUACUAUUAAUAACUGCCUUUAUAAUUGGUUUAGUUUUUGUCAAGAAAUGUUUUAAUAAGAUGGCUCCCAAUACAAGAACCAAUCCGCUUGAACAUCAUUAUGAACAAGUUACCAUGCAACAGUUUUCUACAGAUCUUACUACACUAAAUGUGCCUUCUAAUAGAACACAUUUACGCGACAGGGAAUCUGUAAUUACUUCUUCAACGCAAAGAUCCCCCGAAUAUGCACGACCAGUUUCAUUAAUUGUCCAUGGACUACCAGAUUAUGACCAGCAAGAAAAUCUAACUGAUGUGGUCGAAGAUGAUGGUGAUAAUGAAGAUUCUGGUGAUGAUAGUGUUAAUGAUACCAGUUCAGCUUCCAUGUGUAUGAACUCUCCCUCAUCAGUACCAAAUGUCUAUGAAAAACUCAAUAAAAAUACCCGAAUCGCACAACUAAAUCUAUACAAGAAACUUAAAUGGUAAACCGCAGAAUGGUGACCAUACUUCUCCAAAAUUCAUUUCUACAGCAGAAUGUUGACCAUAAAUCUCCAAAAUUCAUCCCUACAGCAUCCAGGACAUUACCAUAGAAGACUUUUUAGGGAACUGAUGAACUAUCAGAAUGAAGGCAAUAAACAGGACAGCCUGUCUAAACACUCUUCGUUAAACUUCCCACAUUAAUAUAUUACUUAAAGCAGCAUUAGGCAAGAUUGUCUAAAAAGCCAAUAGUUCUCGCUAUGAUAGCUAAAAUAAUAAUGCAAAGGGAAUAUGUUACAAAUUACUUCACUCUGAAUCUCACUAUCGGCGAUACACGUGUAGUCUAGCCUCGAUUGUAAUUUCUACCGUUGCUACGGUAAUAAACAAAGUCUCGAUUUAAUCCAUUUUUACGGUAACCUCAUCAAUAGCAAAACGUAUUUAAAUCUAUUUAAUAUCAUUGCCAUCCUAUGACAUCGAGAAUUAAAUAUGGUCUUGGCAGGUUAAUUAAUGUCUAAUUAAUAAUUUAUAUAACAUUUCAGGCCAAAAUAAAGAGCUGUCAUAGGUAGAUUUAGCUCUUUCAUAAUGUCAGUUUAAUGUAUAUAUAUUUUUUGUACAGAUUAAUUCGCUGCUUUUGUUAAUGUUUAUUCUGUUAUAUUGUUAUAUUUUAAGACACCUUUGUGGAAUCGAAUAAUUGUUUUAUAUGCUUCUCGGAUUUUCAAGUUGUAUGGCAAGGUGGGUUAAUGGUGAAAUUUAGAUAAUUCUAGUUAUGAUGUAAGUGUUGCUUUAUGCUUUGAUUUAAUUUUUCAUUACAUUCUGUAUAAUAUAUAAUUACGUAUUUGCUUUAUUUCUAUUUUUUGAAAUGUGGGCGUAUUGCGUCGUCACCCUGUACGUCGACGGAUAUUUUAUCAAAUUUGGUGUGAAGCAUUGUUGUCACGAACCCUGUCUAUAUUCAACAUUCAGUGUACCGUGUUCCAACCGAAUUUGAAAAUAAAAUAGGUUAAAGACCUCACGCGGUGUUCGGCAAAAGUGGGAGGGGUGGUAACUCGGAACGGGAGGCUGCAGAAUAUGAAUAUAGAUAAUAUUCGAUGAUCCAAUGCUUCAAGCCAAAUAUGGAAAAGAUCUAUUAAAAAUUAUAGCAUUUAUCGCAUUCACAAGUUUUUCGGAAACUCGGAACGGAAAGUCGCGGAAUACUGACUACCCAUAGGUUCAUCCUCCCAUGACCGCAAUGCUUCCCACUAAAUUGGGAAAACGUCCGAUGUAAACAACGCACGUGUUAUCGACGACCUACGACGUUACACGUAGAACUUUACUCUUCCGAUCAAACUUCUGAAUAGUAUUGAAGUAAAAUGUGGUUGUUUAUGUAAUUAAGUAAGGAUGUAAGUAUAUUGCUAUCAGUGUAUGUCGAUUUCCUUCAAUAAGUGGUCAUUAGUAUCAUUAUAGUUCUCUAAACAGGCACAUUUAAAUGUUUUAUGUUUUUUAUAAGAUAUCAAUUAUACCAUGCUAAUUUUUUAGAAACCCAAUAUAUAAUUAUUUCAUAAUUUUCUUGUUUUGAAACUUUUAUUAUAGUAGAUUUGUUUCAAUUAAUCAAUUAAAGAUCGUUCAGACUCGC
Patella vulgata (common limpet) is the source of this 3036-nucleotide messenger RNA. RefSeq lists its product as uncharacterized. Bases 93 to 1436 code for a protein of 447 amino acids. NCBI's taxonomy places the organism in Eukaryota, Metazoa, Mollusca, Gastropoda, Patellidae. The record is from RefSeq and is a predicted model, not a curated record. The transcript is spliced from 6 exons.